AUGUGCAUAAUGAAAUCCUACGAAACGCGCGGCCGCACCGUCGUCGAACCCCCUCCGCGCCGCGGAAACUUCACCUCCCACACCCCCGCCGGCGUCAUGCGCUUGCCGCGGGAAUGGCGCCGGUCUGCCUCGUACAGCGAUGACGGGCGAUAUGUUGAGUACAGACGCUCCCAGCCCCGCGCGAUUGAAUACAUUGAGGAGCCGAGGCGCAGCACGCAUAGGGCGAGGAGCGUGAGCAGGCGCAGGAUUAGUGAUGUCGAGGUGAGGAAUCCGAGGGGCAGUUUUGUCGAUGAGAGGGUUUCCAGGAGGAGUGUGAGUCGGGUUAGGUAUUGA
Molecule: messenger RNA, 333 nt
Organism: Parastagonospora nodorum SN15
Lineage: Eukaryota; Fungi; Ascomycota; Dothideomycetes; Pleosporales; Phaeosphaeriaceae
Exons: 2
Coding region: 1-333 (110 amino acids)
Source: RefSeq, a predicted model, not a curated record